Messenger RNA from Neogale vison (American mink), 7109 nucleotides. RefSeq names its product zyg-11 family member B, cell cycle regulator (gene ZYG11B). The record is from RefSeq and is a predicted model, not a curated record. Gene Ontology annotation, molecular function: protein binding. The coding region runs from base 175 to 2382 and encodes 735 amino acids. The transcript is spliced from 14 exons. NCBI's taxonomy places the organism in Eukaryota, Metazoa, Chordata, Mammalia, Carnivora, Mustelidae. Gene Ontology annotation, cellular component: Cul2-RING ubiquitin ligase complex.
UGCACGUCCAGCUUCUGAGAGAAGGAGGCCGAGGCCUGGGCCAAGCCCGGAGCCGCCGCUUCCCGGAGCCUCCUGGAGCCCCCGCGCCGGCUCAGCCUGGGGGCGGGCUCAGGCCCGGCCCGCCGCCGAACCCAGGACAGAGGCUGCACGUCCGAGGACCAGGCCGGCGCAGCCAUGGAGGAGGCAUCUCCCUAUUCCUUACUUGAUAUCUGCUUGAAUUUCCUGACUACUCAUCUUGAGAAGUUCUGUUCAGCAAGACAAGAUGGAACAUUGUGUCUGCAGGAACCUGGAGUAUUCCCACAGGAGGUGGCUGAUCGACUGCUUCAGACUAUGGCUUUUCAUGGUCUACUGAAUGAUGGAACUGUAGGUAUUUUCAGGGGCAAUCAGAUGCGCUUAAAGCGUGCUUGCAUUCGCAAAGCCAAGAUCUCUGCUGUUGCUUUCCGGAAAGCUUUCUGCCAUCACAAGUUAGUGGAACUUGAUGCUACAGGUGUGAAUGCAGACAUCACGAUUACAGACAUCAUCAGUGGGCUUGGCAGUAACAAAUGGAUCCAGCAAAAUCUCCAGUGCCUAGUGCUGAACUCGUUAACUCUUUCCCUCGAAGAUCCUUACGAGCGGUGCUUCAGCCGGCUUUCUGGCCUUCGAGCGUUAAGCAUCACCAAUGUUCUCUUUUACAAUGAAGACCUCGCUGAAGUUGCCUCAUUGCCAAGAUUAGAGAGCCUGGAUAUUUCUAACACCUCAAUCACAGACAUCACAGCUUUGCUGGCCUGCAAAGACCGACUCAAGUCUCUAACCAUGCACCACUUGAAGUGUUUAAAAAUGACAACUACCCAGAUACUGGAUGUUGUGCGGGAACUAAAACAUCUGAAUCAUCUUGACAUUUCAGAUGAUAAACAGUUUACAUCAGACAUAGCUCUUCGCCUACUAGAACAAAAAGACAUCCUACCCAACCUUGUCUCCCUGGAUGUUUCUGGGAGAAAGCAUGUGACAGAUAAAGCUGUUGAAGCCUUUAUACAACAACGGCCCAGCAUGCAGUUUGUAGGUUUGCUGGCCACUGAUGCAGGUUACUCUGAAUUCCUCACCGGUGAAGGACAUUUAAAGGUGUCUGGAGAAGCCAAUGAAACUCAGAUUGCAGAAGCAUUGAAGCGGUACAGCGAACGGGCAUUCUUUGUCCGGGAAGCUCUAUUUCACCUUUUUAGCCUGACUCAUGUGAUGGAAAAAACAAAGCCAGAAAUUUUAAAGCUUGUGGUUACUGGGAUGAGAAACCACCCUAUGAAUUUGCCAGUACAACUUGCAGCAAGCGCCUGUGUGUUUAACUUAACUAAGCAGGAUCUUGCUGCAGGAAUGCCUGUUCGACUCCUGGCUGAUGUGACUCAUUUGCUGCUCAAAGCCAUGGAACAUUUUCCCAAUCACCAGCAGUUACAGAAGAAUUGCCUCCUUUCACUUUGCAGUGACCGGAUCCUUCAAGAUGUUCCAUUCAACAGGUUUGAAGCAGCCAAGCUUGUCAUGCAGUGGCUGUGCAACCAUGAGGAUCAAAACAUGCAAAGAAUGGCUGUUGCUAUCAUUUCCAUCCUGGCUGCCAAGCUUUCAACAGAACAAACUGCGCAGCUUGGUGCUGAGCUCUUCAUUGUCAGGCAACUUCUUCAAAUAGUGAAGCAAAAAACCAAUCAAAAUUCAGUGGACACUACUUUGAAGUUUACUUUGAGUGCACUUUGGAACCUUACAGAUGAAUCUCCAACCACUUGCAGACAUUUUAUUGAAAACCAAGGGUUAGAACUCUUCAUGCGGGUUCUAGAGUCUUUCCCAACUGAAUCAUCCAUUCAACAGAAAGUCCUAGGACUUUUGAAUAAUAUAGCCGAAGUACAAGAGUUGCAUUCUGAAUUAAUGUGGAAGGAUUUUAUAGACCACAUCAGUAGCCUCUUACAUAGUGUUGAAGUGGAAGUCAGUUACUUCGCAGCUGGAAUCAUUGCCCAUUUAAUAUCUAGAGGUGAACAAGCUUGGACAUUGAGCCGUAGCCAGAGAAAUUCUCUUCUGGAUGAUCUGCAUUCAGCUAUUUUGAAAUGGCCAACUCCAGAGUGUGAGAUGGUGGCAUACAGGUCCUUUAAUCCAUUUUUCCCAUUACUUGGCUGUUUUACAACACCAGGAGUCCAGCUGUGGGCAGUUUGGGCCAUGCAACAUGUCUGCAGCAAGAAUCCCUCAAGGUAUUGCAGCAUGCUGAUUGAGGAAGGAGGAUUGCAGCAUUUAUACAACAUCAAAGAACAUGAACAGACUGAUCCCCAUGUUCAACAGAUCGCUGUGGCCAUUCUGGACAGCUUAGAAAAACACAUUGUGCGCCAUGGCAGACCACCUCCCUGUAAAAAGCAGCCCCAGGCUAGACUAAAUUGAUAGCCAUAGGUAGUUGGAUAACUGAAUCACAGGAAUCCUUUUCAUGAUAGGUUCAUUUGGAAUAUCUUAUCCUCUGUGCUGUUUUAGGGGUUUCUAUGACAAGAGUCAUAAGAUCAGUUUGGGUUUGAUGGUGUACAGUACUGCCCAUGUGAACAGUCUCUAAUUUGUCUUGUGAUUUUUAACUUCUGAGGCAUGAAGGGUCUCUUCCUUCAUCAUUGCCUUUUAGGAAAUUUUCCACAUCUUUCUGUGUUUGAAGUUACCUGUGCUUGAAAUUCUACGGUUUUAUGAUCAAGUUUGCACGAACCCUUAGGCCAGACUUUUCUGAUCUUAAGUCUCUUCCAAUCAAUUUGCAGCUUCGGAUGAGCUGUUAACCUGAUUUCUAGCACUGCUUCAGUUAUAAGUUUUAUACUGCUUCUGUAUAAAAUGCCUUUAUUCUCUGUAUGUGUACCUUUUAUAAGAUGUCCUUCUUAGUGUGAAAGAACAGAAAGUCGAGUCCUCUUGGAAAGCUACUCACUGACUGGAGCCUGGGUGGUUGGCAAAAAAAAAAUAAAUUAGAAAGAAAACUAGUAAGAGAAACGAGAUUAGGAACUGGAGAAAGGUCUGCCCUUACAGUAUAGUUUUUAAACUAGAACAAGCUAUCCUUCUGGAACCCUCUCCUGAGGCAGUGAGCAUAUUUAUUCCUGGGAGCAUGGGCUGCUGCUUCCUACACAGACUGCUGGGUACUCUGUAGAAAUAUUUGCCCAGGCAUCACAAUGUAAAAUAUUACAGCAUUCUGUGUUAAAGAAGAACUGUCUGGAUCUCUAUAUGUCAUACUGUUGUGAAAUGUGAAUUUUUAUAAAAUUGUCUCUUGUUAAAACUGACCGUUCUUUUCCCUCUAUUUCAAAGUCAUUUUGUUCAGUGAAAUAGAGACACACAUGGUAUUACCAGCUCAGUUAAAGUACAGUUAACAACAGUAAAUUUUGUCACAAGAAGUUAAAUUUUCUUUUCUUUCAAAAUACAUGUAUCUUAAUGUUCUCAUGUUGGAGAAAGAUGUCCACAUCUCACUGCCAAAAAUGAAUGAGAAGCACUAGGCUAUUAUUAAGUGUAAUGAUUCUAGUUGUGGUGCAUAAAAAGGAAAUAUUUUUUGAUGGGUUAUUUUUUAGACAAUUGCCUUUCCUUUAUGAUACCUGUUACAGCAUAGUAAAGAAUCAGUUAUCAUUAUAUCAAUAAUGAAAGCUGGGAGGUAGGAAGUCACCACAAAACUUAAUUUCUGUUUUCAGUUUUAGUUUGUGAAUAAGGUUGAUGACAAUUUGAGAUGACUGUGUUUUCUUCAUAGAUGGCCAGAAUGUUUUUAGUAGAGAUUUAAGUGGUAUAUUUAAAUUAUGGUGAUUAUAUAGAUGCAUUUUUAUUUAGAAAGCUGGCUUAGUAGUAUGCUGAUAACAUUUUUGACAUACGUAUUUCAAACCACUGUCACAAAAGUCAUACUUGAAUUAUUUCGUACUCCUUUGCAGGGAUGAAAACUUAAACUGAAAGAAAAUAGGUAUUUAGGUAUUAAAAACCAUAUCAUAUUCUGGGUUACUUCUGACUUAAUUGGUUUAAGGAAUUUUUAUAGGCUCAAGAUAAAUUUUCACAGAUUGUCUAUUUCAGAGGAAGUGGAAAAUUCUUUUAACUUUCCCCCUUUUUCCCAGAUUUUAAUGUCUAAGGCAAAAUGUAGAAAAUAGGAUGGUCUACACUAGCUUGGAAGUUGCUGGCUAUGUUGACUACUAUCUCCAGGUCUCUUAGCUUGGAUAGUUAAGGGAAAGCCUGUUUGAGAAGUUUGGCUUCAAGUUUCUCUUAUGUCUUGUUCAAGACAAAAGUGCAUGUUCCUUAUAUGCUAAUCUUAGGUUUUUAUCUUUACAAAUUGUUUUCAGAAAUAGCUAAAAAUGUACAGAAAAUAACAACUCCAUUAUUCAGAAUAACUUGAUAGAUGAAGACUCAAAAAUACUUAAAGUUAAUUCUAAACUUACUACUUUGAGCAUUGGUAAUGGUCGGAUAUUUCUUAGACUUAAAAGCAAAAUAAUUGGUCACGUUCCAUACAUAAAAAUUGCAGUGCCUUUGUGGUUGGGAUUGUUCUUAAAAUUGUGUAUCUAAGGCACAGAAUUGUUUCUAAGGUCUUGAAUCUGGCUAAAAUGUAAUAGUUGUAUAUAUUGAAAUUAUGAGGCAUAACUGGCCUGUGUCUACAGUUAGAAUCUGUUAGGCCUCCCUUUUACAUGUGUAUACUGGAAUGUUAACAGUACUUGGUGCCUUCAAGGGUUACCUCUUCAGUGGCUUAGAGGUGCUGUUUCAACUUAGACUAGGGUUGAACCACUCAUUACUGAAAUCACUGGUGCACUCAGAUAUUAUAAAAUGUCGCACCAUCAGUCCACAAGCAGCAGCAAGGUUUAGAUCUACCAAAGAAAAUGGAAUUAGACUUUUUAGAGUAGAAUGAUUCAUGUUGGUAUCACUGAGUAAAACAAAAAUGGUUUGAAAUUAAAGCAAAAAUAAGGUAUCUCGUUCUUUCCAUCAAGUACGUUUUGCUUGUGGUCUUUAAAUUCUAAAAAACCAUUUUUCCUGUUGGCAGUUGAAAAAAAAAACAUAAAUCAAGUAAUAAUAAGGGGUUAAUUUACCCUCUGGCCAAGGACUCAGUGGCUACUGAUCUUAGUUGAGGCUUUUUUAAAUUAUCAGACCCACAGUUCCAGGAAUUGACCUUAAAUACUGCUGUUGUUUAGCCCUGGACAGAAAUGCCAGUUGGUAGCAAUAGUCAACUUAAUUAUCCAAAGUGGAAGUGAAUCACCAUAAAAGGGUGCUACAGGGAUUUAAUUUCAUGAUCUCUUUUGUUUGCAGACUUCCAAAGAAUCAAAGAUUCAUGUUUAUAAACAUCAGUCUCUCCAGCCUAGAAAGUUGUUCUUACUAUUGAAACCUUUUAAGUUGGCCCUUUUUCCCCCUUGUCACUUUCAUUUAGCUGUAUGUUUAAUUAUGCUAUGUGUCAAGAGAGCAUUGGACCAUCUUCUAGCUCUUUGGAGCACUUUUUUUUUUUUUUUUAAAGAUUUUAUUUAUUUAUUUGACAGAGAGAGAGAGGAAACACAAGCAGGGAGAGUGGGAGAGGGAGAAGCAGGUGCCUCAGUGAGUAGGCAGCCUGAUGGCAGGGCUCGAUCCCAGGACCCUGGGAUCAUGACCUGAGCUGAAGGCAGACACUUAACUACUGAGCCACCCAGGCACCCCUUUGGAGCACAUUUUUAUGAAAACAUAUUUUAUGUGCUAAAUUAUGAUAGAUUAGAUUAAUGAACGAUGGUUUUGGCUUAGUGUUUUCAAAGUGCAUCACUGCCCAUAGAACAGCGUGCAGCCGCAGGCCCCAAGGUUGAAAAGAGGUCAUGAGUAGCAGGGAAAACAAACUUAGUUUCGUCUGUGUCGAAACCCACCCCUCUUCUGCCCUCUACUGGUGUGUUUACACUAUUUGGUCAUUGUGCAACUUUUAUUACAGAAUAAACAGUAUUAUUAAAUAGAAAGUCUAAGUAAAAGGCAGUAUCAUAAUACCAGCUGAUGUGGGCACUUUUAUCUGUAUGUGACUUGUUUAGGAACCUUAUAUGGGUAGGGCUUCAGAGUAGUAUAUACCAGGACAGCUUACAGAGCAGUUUGCAAAACUUAGUUUCCCUCUCAAAUCCAUUGUAGCAGUUUCAAGUGACUGUGUGGAUAUUGGAUGUUUAAUCUUUACCAUUUGCUUUGUAUUGACACAUUUUUCAUUUUUAGUGUCAACUCAUACACUAUUUUAGAAAUAAUGCAAAUCCAGCCUUCAUCCAGUGAUGAGAAUAACAGUAUAAUAGGAAUUUGCUGAAUGUGCUUUUAAUGAGUAAUUGCUUUUUUUUAGUAUCUCAUAGACUUUGCACGACACGGUACACUCCUAAUUAUGCAUUCUUUAGUUUUCAGAUCUUAAUCUAAGACAUUGUAUGUUAACUGAUUGGUUGCCUGAGAAAGAGCUUUCUCUGCCUGUUUCUCCCAUCACCAGUUUUUGGGGGUAAAUUAUGGGAAAAAUAGUGCUACUUCUCAUUUCUCUGGAUGAAUUAAAGUUUGUUUGGAUGGCAUAACCAAACUUUAGAGCAAGAUAGAAUGGCUGUUAAGAAUACUUAGAAAAUCCACAUUGAUCAAAAUUAUUCUGUGAAGCCAUAAAUCUAGUUCAUUAAUAGUAUGUGCUUAAUUUUGAACUUAAGUUUGGGAAAACUGUUCAAAUGGGUUCUUUUAAGAUUAUUUUAAUCAGCUUAGAAGCAAGAAGCUACUUAGCUAAUGAAAGCUGAGACAUACUUUCAUAAAAGCAAGAAAUUCUUGGGAGCAUUUUUUUCUUUAAAAAUGGGAUGAUCUUAAUGUCAAGAUUUAUACUCAGAUAAUCUGCAAGAAUAAAAUUUUAAAAUCCUUGACUUUUGUAGAUUUCCCACUGUCAAAUUCCCAUGGACUUGUGAGAGAAAAGCUAUCUUUUGUUUGAAUUCUGAUGGAAGAGUUUAACUCCUUUCAAAGGAUAUGAAAAAUUCAUUGGGAAGUGUAAUGUGUUCAUUUUAAGGGCUCUCAGUUAUCUGGACUGAAGGCACUGUUCUCACUGUGGCCAGAUGAGUGGGGGUGUUCUGUACAUGAAUCAUGCUAUAUCUUAAAUCAGGACAUCACUUAGGUAUUAAUGUUGUGUGUGUACAGAGUUUUGUUUGGGAAUUUUUUUUUUUUUGCCUAAAUAAAUGUUAUAAAUUUUA